Aphanomyces astaci is the source of this 663-nucleotide messenger RNA. RefSeq lists its product as hypothetical. The coding region runs from base 1 to 663 and encodes 220 amino acids. NCBI's taxonomy places the organism in Eukaryota, Oomycota, Saprolegniomycetes, Saprolegniales, Verrucalvaceae. The transcript has 2 exons. The record is from RefSeq and is a predicted model, not a curated record.
AUGUCCCAGUCUUCAGUUACAGGGGCAGUCACACCGGGAACUGCCCCAGAUGGCCCGCAAAAUUCAGGAGGCGUAAAGCUCAAUGGUCCACCAAACGGCCACGCCUCGUCGACCGCCACCGGUUGGCGUCGGCCCUGUGGCGACCGGAACAGACGAUGUACAGUCGUCUUGCUCCGCGGUCAUCAGGUCGGCCAGAAAUUUUCUCGCCGGGUACCGGACUGUCUGAACGGCCCGAAAAAGCAAUUUGGAGGUGCGACAGUCACCCGUUCCAAGUUGGUUCCACGAUUCAUCGGUCCCUUUGAGAUUGUCCAAGCCAUUAAUGACAACGCCAUGCGCCUAAAGUUGCCUCGCUCGAUGUCACGUGUUCAUGACGUGUUCAAUGUUGAUCGACUUAAGCACUAUCACCCCAACGAAGCCAAGUUUGCCUCCCGGCCUAUCCCGAAAGCUACUCCUGUUGUACUAGACGAAUCCACCGGCGAAGAAAUGUAUAUUGUCGAGAAACUACUCAAGAAGCGCCAGUUCAAUCGCAAGUUGGAGUACUUGGUCAAGUGGCAUGGUCAGCCCGAAAGCGAAGCCACGUGGGAACUGAUGAAGGACAUCAAGCAUGUUGUGCACUUCAAGCAACUCGUCCAAGACUUGGAGUCAAGGCGUUUCAAGGUGUAG